Molecule: messenger RNA, 862 nt
Organism: Delphinapterus leucas (beluga whale)
Lineage: Eukaryota; Metazoa; Chordata; Mammalia; Artiodactyla; Monodontidae
Gene: SCP2D1
Product: SCP2 sterol binding domain containing 1
Cellular component (GO): cytosol
Source: RefSeq, a predicted model, not a curated record
CUGAGCCCUCACCCCAUGUCACAUUUUAGCAUCUGUUUGGCCAAUAAGACUGCGGCACACAAACCAGUCUUAUUCCCCACUUGGCCUCUCCUUUUAUGUCACAAUAUGAACUUGUGGAUAUUAAUCUGGCUACAGCUGCUUACAAACCAGUUGGCAAGGUCAAGAGGACCAGCACAGUAAGAUGUGGAAGAGAAUCGACCGUCAACUCAAGAUCAAAGCAGGGGAUGGGCCUCAGGCAAGCCAGCUCAAGGAAUUGGGUCCAGCUCAGGAACUCACUGUGCCACACCCUGUAGCGCUGUCAGAAUUCCAGAGCUUCCCUGUGUUUGAGGACAUCAGUCAUCACAUCAAAGAAGUGGGGGCCCAGCUGGUAAAGAAAGUCAAUGCCAUCUUUCAGCUGGACAUCACCAAGGAUGGGAAGACCAUUCUGCAGUGGACCAUUGAUCUGAAGAAUGGCUCUGGGAGCAUGUAUCCAGGACCCGCCAGGCUCCCAGCGGACACUGUCUUCACAAUCCCGGAGCCUGUCUUUAUGGCGCUGGUUUUGGGCAAAAUGAACCCUCAGAAGGCUUUCCUUGCUGGCAAGCUCAAAGUGAGCGGCAAAGUUCUGCUUGGCCAGAAGCUGGAGAGGGUUUUCAAAGACUGGGCUAAGUACUGAGCCUGCAAAAAUACCAAGGAAAUGACCAGCACUUCCCUCCGAUUAUAAUGUUGAGCGGAAAUCACGCUUCAGCUGAAGAUUAAAACAAAAAGUAUUCAAUAUUUUUUCUCCAAUUCUUCCUAUUCAAGUUUAAUCAAUUUUUCUGCUGAUGUGUAAAUUUGGAGCGAGGGUUCUAGAGCAGUAAAGAGUGUUGGAGUGUAUCAUCUAAAA